Messenger RNA from Linum tenue, 168 nucleotides. NCBI's taxonomy places the organism in Eukaryota, Viridiplantae, Streptophyta, Magnoliopsida, Malpighiales, Linaceae. The record is from the annotation of a GenBank genome assembly.
AUGUUUCCCGGGAUGUUCAUGAAGAAGCCGGACAAGGCUGAGGCGUACAAGCAGCUGAAAGUCCACGCCGCUAUGUUCGCUGCCUGGGUCGCCGUCAUCCGCGUCAGUCCUUACCUCCUCCACUAUCUCUCCGCCGCCGAGAAGGAAGAGCUCAAGCUCGAGUUCUAG